This is a messenger RNA of Monosiga brevicollis MX1, 1269 nucleotides long. RefSeq lists its product as uncharacterized. Bases 1 to 1269 code for a protein of 422 amino acids. NCBI's taxonomy places the organism in Eukaryota, Choanoflagellata, Craspedida, Salpingoecidae. The record is from RefSeq and is a predicted model, not a curated record. The transcript has a single exon.
AUGAAGGGGACGCUGUGGACCGCGGUGCGCUGCUGGGUGCUGAUCGGCAGCAGCUUUCUUGUCUGGGCCCUUGCUGUGGAUGUGAUCGAGCCCAGCAUCAGUGUCGAUGCCGAAGGCACGCUGUUCAUCAAUGCCAGCAACCGCGUUGUGCUCAACGGCGUUGAUGUGCUGGAACGUCUCAAGUCUCUGACAGUCUUCAGUCCGAGCACGUUCAGGGGUUACACCAUCACCAGUGCCGCUGCCGGUGCCAGCUCGGCAUACGCGGCAGACCUGGACAAGGAUGGCCACCUCGAUGUCCUGAGCGCCAGCCACGAUGACGGCAAGAUUGCGUGGUACCACAACAACGGUAACGGUGCCUUUUCCGCGCAGAUGGUCAUCACGGAGGCCGCAAUCGGAGCGGCCUGCGUGCACGCAGCAGACCUGGACAACGACGGUCAUUCCGACGUUCUAAGCGCCAGCCAAAACGACGAUAAGAUUGCGUGGUACCGCAACCAUGGCAAUGGCACCUUUUCCACCCAGCGCGUCAUCACCGCAGAAGCCGACGGGGCCUGGUCGGUGUACGCGGCAGACUUGGACAAUGACGGUAACCUCGAUGUUCUCAGCGCCAGCCGGGACGACAACAAGAUCGCAUGGUACCAGAAUAAUGGCAACGGCACCUUUUCCAGCCAAAUUGUCAUCAGCACGACCUCGGGUACCGCGUUCUCCGUCUACGCGGCAGACUUGAACAACGACAGCUAUCCCGAUGUUCUCAGCGCAAACUCCGCCGACGGCGAUAAGAUUGCGUGGUACCGCAACAAUGGCAACGGAACCUUCUCCGACCAAAUUGUCAUCACCACCGCUGCCGAUGGUGCAUGCUCGGUGUACGCGGCAGACUUGGACAAUGACGGUGACCUCGACGUUCUCAGCGCCAGCCGGCACGACAACAAGAUUGCGUGGUACCGCAACCACGGCGACGGCAACUUUUCCACGCCGAUCGCCAUCACCACAGCCGCUGAAAGUGCAUUUUCGGUGUAUGCAGCGGACUUGGACAGCGAUGGCCAUGUCGAUGUCCUCAGCGCCAGCUAUGGCGACAAUACGAUUGCGUGGUACCGCAACAACGGUGACGGCUCCUUUUCCACCCGAAUUGUCAUCACGACCGCCGCCGACUUUGCGUGGUUUGCAUAUGCGGCGGACCUGGACAACGAUGGCGACCUCGACGUCCUCAGCGCCAGUCGAAACGACGACAGGAUUGCGUGGUACGCCAAUCAGUGGAGCGACAUGUUUUCUUAG